AUGACAUUGAUGUUGUGGAUCACCGUUGCACUCCUCUUCUUCCUGGUCUCCCCUGCAACUUCAACUGAGGAUGGUGCAAGUGCCUCCACGAAACGGAGACGUCAGCAAAUUGUUGCACGUCAUGGCGCAGUUGCUGCUGAUGAUGGCCGAUGUUCGACGAUUGGGUUGAAUGUUCUCCGGCACAGAGGUCAUGCCGUCGAUGCAGCGGUGGCUGUUUCCCUUUGCUUGGGGGUUGUAAGCCCAGGAUCAAGUGGCUUAGGUGGAGGAGCCUUCAUGCUAUUCAGAGAAGCAAAUGGGAAAGCACACGUGUUUGACAUGAGGGAAACAGCUCCAAUGAAAGCUUCCCAGAACAUGUAUGCAGGCAAUGCUAAUCGCAAAGCCAAGGGUGGUCUCUCCAUCGGAGUGCCAGGGCAACUUGCAGGCCUUCACCAAGCUUGGAACCAACAUGGAAGGCUUCCGUGGAAAAGACUGGUGAAACCAGCUGAGAAUCUUGCUCGAAAAGGGUUCAAAAUUUCUCCAUAUCUCCACAUGCAGAUGGAAAGCUCGAAAUCAGCAAUCAUGGCAGAUAAGGGGCUUCGAGAAGUCUUCACAUCAAAUGGGGAUCUUUUGAAAGUGGGAAGCUGGUGGGAUACUGACAAUAACUGA
Gossypium arboreum is the source of this 645-nucleotide messenger RNA. RefSeq names its product glutathione hydrolase 2-like. Gene Ontology annotation, cellular component: plasma membrane. Gene Ontology annotation, biological process: glutathione catabolic process. The record is from RefSeq and is a predicted model, not a curated record. The coding region runs from base 1 to 645 and encodes 214 amino acids. NCBI's taxonomy places the organism in Eukaryota, Viridiplantae, Streptophyta, Magnoliopsida, Malvales, Malvaceae. The transcript is spliced from 3 exons. Gene Ontology annotation, molecular function: glutathione gamma-glutamate hydrolase.